Lynx canadensis (Canada lynx) is the source of this 597-nucleotide messenger RNA. RefSeq names its product neutrophil gelatinase-associated lipocalin-like. The transcript has 6 exons. The coding region runs from base 1 to 597 and encodes 198 amino acids. The record is from RefSeq and is a predicted model, not a curated record. Lineage: Eukaryota; Metazoa; Chordata; Mammalia; Carnivora; Felidae. Gene Ontology annotation, molecular function: small molecule binding.
AUGGCCCUAGGUCUCUUGUGGCUGGGCCUUGCCCUGCUGGGGGCCCUGCAGACCCAAGCUCAGGACUCCACCCCAAACCCUAUCCCAGCCCCACCUCUACUCAGGGUCCCUCUGCAAUCUGACUUCCAGAAUGAGAAGUUCCAGGGGAAAUGGUACGUCUUAGGAUUGGCAGGGAACGGAUUUAAUAAAGAAAAACACAGCCAGUUGAAGAUGUAUACUGCCACCUACGUGCUGAACGAAGACAACAGCUACAAUGUCACCUCUACCGUGGUCUGGGACCAGAGCUGUGACCACUGGACCAAAAUUUUCAUCCCAAAUUUGCAUCUAGGCCAAUUCAACCUGAGCAAUAUUGAGCGUUAUACUGGAACGCAGAACUACACUACCCGAGUGGUGACCACAAACUACAACCAGUUUGCCAUACUGUACUUCAAGAAAGUUUUCAACAACCAGGAGUACAUCAAGGUUACACUCUAUGGGAGGAACAAGGACCUGCCUUCUGUGCUGAAGGAAAUCUUCAUCAGUUUUGCCAAAUCCCUGGGACUCACCGAAGACCACAUCAUCUUCCCUAUCCCCAUCGAUGACUGCGUGGAUAAAUGA